Molecule: messenger RNA, 3025 nt
Organism: Haliotis rubra (blacklip abalone)
Lineage: Eukaryota; Metazoa; Mollusca; Gastropoda; Lepetellida; Haliotidae
Exons: 4
Coding region: 155-988 (277 amino acids)
Source: RefSeq, a predicted model, not a curated record
UCAGACGUCGUGCCAACACUGUGGACAAAUCCAGUUGAAAAGUUCACCAUGCAAAUCAGAACCAGAUACCUAUUGUUCCUGUGGUCCAAGAAACGCCCGAUUACAUGCAUGGCAGAAGAACCUUAUAUGCAAGACUCAUCCUCAUAGCCCCAAAAUGUACCGCCAUUCCGAUAUCAUCGAAGUGAAAUCUUCUCUGAGAAGGGGCAGGAGAAGGAUACCAGAGAGAAGGUCCCAGUUCUCGUGCAAAUCCUCUGACAGUUUAGACUAUGCUGGUGCAAUGCUUACCAGCAUGGACAAUGCCAAGAGUGUUGUGUCCGAAAUAUUUGGUGAUGAUGUGAGCUUAAGGGCACCACUUGCAGCAUUUGAUUCAGUUGAUUGUCAACUUGAUUCAGAGGAUGCAUCCCGCAGAGAGAGAACGGUCAGUCAGGUUGAAGACCUGACCAGUCAUAUAUGUCAAUGUGGAGGACAGUCAAACAAACAAAGUGAAACGGAACAGAACAAUAAAGACAACCAUCAAAACAAGUUUCAAAAUUCACGCAUCUCACCCGAACGAAGUGAAAGUUGCAUAAACGGAUUUACUGAGGAUGUUUUGAGGAGUUCAUUUACCAAGAAGGAUAUGGCUAGACCUUUGUUUUACAGUAGAGAUGCACAGAUGAAUGGUAAUAUUUCUAGAAGUCAAGUUUAUGGAUGCAACGGCAAGGAAGAAUUGUCCACAUCUCUUAGUACUGUUUCUUUGAAGGAUAGGAUCUCAAGACCUAAUUCUUUCAGGCACAGCAUGAGUGAGUCUGAGGACAGCUUUGUGUUGUCGGGCGUGACGCUGCCCCAGGAUGUAACCGUCUCCAUGGUGAACGGCCAGGAGAUGGUGAUGAUGAACAUGUCAGCCUACUGUCAGCUGCUAGAUGAACUCCAUCUGCUCAAGUCGCAGCUGGCCAGGUUGUCUUCUGUGCUACAGGACAAUGCAGACAACCUUUCGGAUGAAGUAGACUAACAUGUACAGGAGCACCCUUGGUGACAGUAAACAGAUUUUGCAUCAGCUGUGAAGAGGGAUAGCAAGAGUAUUUCAUACGUCCAACCCACGCUUGCAAGAAAUCAAGAAAUCAUCGUUCAUCAUCAUCGAAGACUGCAUGUGCGACCUUAACAUCUUGUACAUAGGUUUCAAUUCUGACAGUCUACUAUUCUGUCUCUUUGACACAUUUGAGUUGAACAACUACUUCUCUGUUCUUUGUUAGUACAAUGUAGUGGAUUCACAAUAAAGGAUGUAUAGUAAAACAUGGUAACAAUAACUCCAAAGGACUGGUGAAAUUGAACUGGUUUUGACAUAGAGUGUUACUUGUGAAACCCUGUCUGCCAUUUGAUUUCAAUACCUAGUCAUGUCAUUUAUAGUUUAUUAUGAAAAACAUUUCACUUAAUAACUUUUCAACCUUUUAAUGGCUUUUGGAGGUUGGUGUGAUGAACAAGGGCGAAAAUUCUUUAGAUAAACAUCCUUAUUACAAUAAACAUGAUGUUUCAGUGUAUCUGAUGCAAGCCCAUUACUUGCUUGAUGAUGGUGUUUGUAUCUGCACAGAAGAGUUAUCUCCCUUGUUCAUGAGUGCAUUUGUUAUUCAAUUCAAGGAAUUGCAAAUACAAAUAAUGUACUGUAGCGAUGAUAGGAUAAUCAGUUGUACUUGCCAAUAAAUUAACUUGCUGUUCACUAUGAGAAAUCAUUGCAUGACUUCUGAAAUAGUUCAUCCCAACUGUUCUAUACAUAUGUUUAGUAUGCGUAACUGUUAGUAUAAGCCCAUCUUCUACUGUAUGUUCAUUGUGACCAAAAAGUUUCAUUUUGAUUGUUUCGCGAAUUUCUUGAGCAAUCAAAAUGUGGAUUUCUCAUGUUUCUCUUCUAAAUGCAAAGCUUCAUGAUCCAUACAUCCGAGUUAUAAUCAGACAAUGUUGAACAUAUCAGGAGACCAGUGUGACAGUGCUUAUAUUAACCAAGGAUAUGGUUGUGAAUGUAAACUUCAGUACUACAACGUCAUGAUAUAUCUUGUGUAAUCUUCAGGGUGCUGUUGUACAAACAACCAUAGCACUAACACUACCAUAAGUCUAUGUUAAGGUAUGGGAGUUACCUUCACCUUAGCGCUAAGAUCGCUCUGUACAACAGCCCCUGGUCUGGACAGUGGUAUAUGACCUUUGGCCUGGUUAUUCCAUUGCUGGGCCGAUGGUAGCGAAGAUAUUUCAGCUUACUAAUUAACAAGAUGAGGAUGGUGUAGGAUAUACAAGUGAUAAAAAUCAUUUAAUGAGUGCAAACAUUUGCAUUUAUUUAACACAAACCUAGCAAUAAAUCAGUAAGUAUUACUUGGAGAGUUGUAUAUUUGUGUAGUAUUACUGAGUAAUCAUUGAAUCUUAUUGCACAAUGUAUUGUUUUUGUACCAAGAUCAGAGACCAGUAAUGUAAGUUGCAAUUUGCAUAACAUUUAUGGGACCACAAUGGCAACAAUUUAUUUUUUCAUCAAUUUGAAUGGAAAAUAGUUGAAAUAGUUGUACAGUUGAAAUAGAGAAACAUUUGAUACUCUGCAAUAUGUAACUUAGAUCAAGACAUUUUGUAAGUAAAUAGUGGUGAUAGUAUUAUACACAUCGUUUAUAAGAAUUCAACAUUUAUCUAUUGUAAUGUGUAUCCCUGUAUUAUAAUCCGAUGUAACUUCUAUGAUUCCAUUUGGGAAGGGUUUCUCACAUGAACAACAAAACUAUUGAUGAUGUUAUCAAAUGUUUGUGUAAAGAGUAUAUUUUUCACAACGUUGUUACGACUUUAUAAACAGCUCAUUACACAACAGAGUAUGCACAAAUAAUUCACUCUUUAGUGAAAUGUUCCUGUUUCUAUACUGUUAUAAAGAUUUUACACUUUUACUCACCUUCAUCAAAUUGUUAAAUAUUAUAUUUUCAUGAAACAACUUUGAUAUAUACAUGUGUGUAAACGUAGUGUGAAGCUAUAGCUUUGUGUGGGGGCGGUGGGGUAGCCUAAUGGUUAAAGCGUUCGCUCGUCACGCCGAAGA